Botrytis cinerea B05.10 is the source of this 1036-nucleotide messenger RNA. RefSeq lists its product as hypothetical. The record is from RefSeq and is a predicted model, not a curated record. The transcript is spliced from 3 exons. The coding region runs from base 339 to 980 and encodes 213 amino acids. NCBI's taxonomy places the organism in Eukaryota, Fungi, Ascomycota, Leotiomycetes, Helotiales, Sclerotiniaceae.
GAAUGGACUACGUCAACACUUCGAGCUUCUGGAAUUGAAGCAGUCUGCUGGUUCCACGGAUAUCUAAUUCCAAUGGCUCUGAAACGGCGGGCUACCACACAUGAACAACUCGAUGACUGAAACAUUAUGUUUGCACGAGACACGGAAGUACGCAUAGCUAGUGGUGGCGUUGCAUGCACUUGGUAGCUAUUGUUCAGAGUGUCUACAAAAUCACCAAUCCCAAUACUUCUUCUCCAUUCUUGAAGAAUAAUCUAUCUUCAGUGCUCACUUCCAAAAUACUCAUCUAAACAGCAAUCAAAAGUUCACCAUCACUCAUAUCCACACACACACACACAGCCAUGGCAUCUGCAACAGCCCCUGGAGAGAACUUUGAAGUUCGUCAGACCUCUUCGACUGAAGAUUGGCACCCCGACCCUUCCAAAUCUAUCCCUCUGUCUCCCGCUCGCCAAGCACUCAUUGACGAUAUAAUUGCUCUGUAUAGCUGCGAGCCUACCAUUGAGCGUGUCAAACGGUACACACCCGAUUGCGUGUAUGAUGACCAGUUUGUGUAUGCCAAUGAUCGGUACAAGAUGGCCGGGCAGUGGUUUGCGCUACCAAAGUUGUUCAAGAAUAGUAAGAACGAGGGGUAUCAGGUCGUGAGAAGCGAUGAUGAGGUGAUCCAAUUCAAGAAUGAACAGUCAUGGACCUUCAAAAUCAUUCCAAAAACCGCCACAAUAAACGCACUGGUGACUUUGUCUCUCGAUCCUGAAACCGUCCACAGCGACUUCAUACGAGUUAAAUAUCACAAAGAUCAAGCAAAUGAUAAAGACUACAGCCAUGAGGGUGUAGGCUUUUCAUUCAAGAAAUGGCAGGCAGAUCAAGUUGCAAAACACAUGAGCAGUGAUGAGGUUGCAGUAUUCAAAGAAGAUAGUACUGCUGGAAAGGAACCAGUUAGGAAAUAUGGCGAUGGUAAGGGCGAAGCCCCAUUGAAAGAUUUGUAGUGCGUAGUUAGGAAUAUACAAAUAACAUUGUAACGUGUCGCUGGUUUAUGUUACCA